AUGGAGGAAGCAGAGCAAACGAAGUCUGACCUACAAGUUGUCGAUGCCCUCGACGCAUUCCUUAAAUGCCCGCUGUUCGAUCCAUCGCUCUGGGUAAAAACCGCAGAAAUACGUGCAUAUAUGGAAGGAAACUCAACAAAUCCCCUUCAAUUCAAGUCCAGCUGCGGAAACUUCACAGAUGGAGAUUUGAGAGAUGUGCUUAUGUUGGUCAAUAUGCGAGCCGGUACCUCGUUUCUUUUGGACGAGUUGGAGCUGGUGGUGUCGUUGAUGAAUUUCAUCCAUGGCAGUGGAGUGGAACUCUUGGACGUUCUGGGAUUGCGAGAAGGGGGGUUGCUUUAUGUUCAGCCAGACUCGCUGGAGUUGCAACCGGCUGACGGAGAGCUGGUAAAAGUUUUCGGGACACUUGAUAUCCGUGUUGGUUCGAAGAACGCGAUGGAGGAUUUGGGGGAUGUGUUUUCCCAGGCGGCCUUAUAA
Messenger RNA from Letharia lupina, 474 nucleotides. RefSeq lists its product as uncharacterized. The record is from RefSeq and is a predicted model, not a curated record. NCBI's taxonomy places the organism in Eukaryota, Fungi, Ascomycota, Lecanoromycetes, Lecanorales, Parmeliaceae. The coding region runs from base 1 to 474 and encodes 157 amino acids. The transcript is spliced from 2 exons.